AUGUGGCCGAAGCUUCGUCCGGCAGCCGCGCUUCUGAGGGCGAGCCAAUGGGAGCUGCUCCGGACGAGACUUCGGCCUGGAAGUGCAAGCAGAAGGUGGCUCUGCUCGGCAGCUGCGCCGGUGAAGAUCUCCAAGGAACGCCUUCAUGAGUUUCUGCAAGCGGAGGUGGUCUUCUUUGCUGGGCUGGAGCCGAAAUCCAUCACUCUCCGGCAGAUCCUCGACGCAAAGACUCCGAAGCAAGCGGCGAAGCUUGCAUACCGAGAGCUCCCCAUCCGCUACGCGCAGCGGAUCCUUCAGAUCGAGGGCCUUCCUGGCUGGGAAGCUGCGCCGGAGCUCGUGGAGGUCCACCGGCUGUACUCGGAGAACUUCAAAGACAUCCGACUGGUGGAUUUGGACAUGGAGGACUUAGAGCCUUUCACCUCGGUCAUCGAGACCAUCAAGGGCCGCAUGAAGGAGGUCAUCCCAAUGCUGGCUGCCCGGCUGAUCUUUAUAGGGCUGAAGAAUCGGAUCAAGGGCUCAGGAUUGCAGGGGGCCACAGGGGCACGUCUACGCAUUCAUUCGCCUUUGAAGUUUCGGACACCGAGGCACUGA
Symbiodinium sp. CCMP2592 is the source of this 591-nucleotide messenger RNA. NCBI's taxonomy places the organism in Eukaryota, Dinophyceae, Suessiales, Symbiodiniaceae. The record is from the annotation of a GenBank genome assembly.